This is a messenger RNA of Anopheles nili, 1189 nucleotides long. Its product is annotated as CLIP domain-containing serine protease B4-like. Gene Ontology annotation, biological process: proteolysis. Bases 1 to 1107 code for a protein of 368 amino acids. The record is from RefSeq and is a predicted model, not a curated record. The transcript has 5 exons. Lineage: Eukaryota; Metazoa; Arthropoda; Insecta; Diptera; Culicidae. Gene Ontology annotation, molecular function: serine-type endopeptidase activity.
AUGGCCUACACCCAGUAUCUUUCCAGCUGCCAAACGCCCGACGGAACCGGUGGAACUUGCGUGUUGGUACGCGAGUGCCCGUUUGCGCGAGCCGUGCUCAAGAAGCAGGACCAUUCGAGCAACGACAUUCGCUAUCUGGAAGCGAUUCGGUGUGGUAUGCUCGAAACUAAGGCGCUGGUAUGCUGCAACGAACCGAACGUCACGCAAACGGUUGAACCGGUUGACGCGGAAACCAUCGCCGAGUUGGUUGAGAAUCGGUUCAGCACACGGGAGGAAAAGCGCGAGCUUCUGCCGACGGUGUGUGGGCGGGAUGACGGGUACCGGGGACCGUUGGUUGGUGAGCGAGCGAUGCUUUUCCAUCAUCCGUGGAAUGUCCUGAUUCAGCAUCGAACCAAAGACGGUGAGGAUCGCUUUCAUUGCGGAGGAGCGCUUAUCAGUGAUCGCUACGUGUUGACUGCAGCUCGGUGCAUCAUGGACGUGAAAAAAACCUGGACAAUCGUGUCCGUUCGUGUUGGCGAAUACGAUCUACAGACGGAUCCAGACUGUACAUCAGACGAUGAAGAAGCAGUCAACUGCACCAGCCCGACGCAAGAAUUCCCCAUCGAAAAGGUCAUAAUUCCCGAAAACUAUACCGGCACCGGAUCGCCAACCGUGAAGCAAGAUAUCGCGCUCGUGCGAUUGGCAGGAAAGGUGAAAAUGACCGACUCGGUCGCACCAAUUUGUCUACCGCUUGAGGAAGCAUUUCGGCAGGAGCUGAACCUCGAGGGUGGUAACUUUCUCGAGACGGGUUGGGGAAAAACAUCCGACGCCACCGGAAGCGACUUCAAGUGGAACUACGCGUUAUCGGGAGUUUCCCGGGACGUUUGCCGGAGCAAGUACCCCCACGCCAACAUCGACGAGGGUCACAUUUGUGCCACACCCCAGCGCGAUCAGGACACGUGCCAUGGAGACUCCGGGGGACCGCUGAUGUACCAACACGCUGGAGGCGCCUGGUAUCUGAUCGGAGUUGGCAGCUUCCGCAAGCAGUGCGCCAUCGUUGGGGAACCCGCGGUCUACACGAACGUGGGAGUGUUUGGUGAUUGGAUUGUGGACAACCUAGAACCGUAACAAACAUCUUUCGGAGGUUCGAGAAAAUGGCGUCAUUUUUCCAGGGGGCUAUUGAGCUUUGGUGGAAAAUAAACGAAUUAAC